Truncatella angustata is the source of this 1694-nucleotide messenger RNA. RefSeq lists its product as uncharacterized. NCBI's taxonomy places the organism in Eukaryota, Fungi, Ascomycota, Sordariomycetes, Amphisphaeriales, Sporocadaceae. The transcript has 2 exons. Gene Ontology annotation, biological process: mitotic cell cycle; intracellular signal transduction. Gene Ontology annotation, cellular component: nucleus; cytoplasm. Bases 72 to 1694 code for a protein of 540 amino acids. Gene Ontology annotation, molecular function: histone H3T3 kinase activity. The record is from RefSeq and is a predicted model, not a curated record.
CAACAAGUCGUUCUCAGCUACUCCUGAAAUCGGGAGGCGAUUACCCAGGUAUCAGAGGCAAAUAACAAGACAUGAACAACGGGAAUGAAAACAUGUCGAAGUCUACGGUACGUAAAUAUGGGAAACAACAAAAGAAGGCGAAGUGCGAACGCCUUUUCGCGGAAUUGCCGCAAACCCCAAUUCGUUUGAGUGUGAGAAGGGCUGCAGUUAUCGAAGAAACAGACGAUGCAAUCAACUGCAUAACGGGAAAAAUAACAACUAUGGAUAUCCGAGACGAAAACGAUGCGCUCCAGCUUCCAAAGAAAUCUGCAUCAAUGGCGCCAAGCAGAGGUUCAAGGAGAACCAAAACAGUAGAAACGGCUCAAGAAUCAACUGCUGAGCCUGACGAGCUGCCAGAAGAGGCGCGUAGUGAAAGGCCCGAAUCUUGUGGCGUGGAGCCCGCAGAGGCUGGCCUUCGAGUACUUUCGUGGUCGGAAGUCUGUCCCCCAGAAGACCGGAUAGUCAAGAUCGCGGAAGCGUCUUACGCGGAAGUUUACCGGGUCACAAACGAACGGGGCACAAGCAUCAUCAAAGUUGUGCGCAUGGAGUCUCCCAUCAAAGCACAAACGAAAGCACAACAAAAAUCCGGUCUAGUCGAUGAACAGCCGCAUCCAGAAGCCGAUUUAAUGGGCGAGCUGAAGAUUUCCGAGUUGCUUGCGGAUAUUCCUGGGUUUGUGGUGUAUAAAGAGAGAUACGUCGUGCAAGGGAAAACUUGUAAAGAGCUGCUCGAAACGCACCAAGCUUUCCACAAGAAGGCAAAGCGGCAAGACCCUAACCGGCUGCAAUUCUAUCCCUCACCAAGUCGAUACUUGGAUGACACAAGGUUCCUUGUGGUUGAGCUCGGUGAUGCGGGAGUUGCAUUAGAGGACUUCCAGCUCCGGUUGGUAGACCAAAUAUGGGAUAUCUUCUUUCAUGUCGCGAUUGCCUUAGCUCGGGCUGAAGCCCAGGUAGAGUUUGAGCAUCGUGAUUUGCAUGAAGGAAAUUUGUGUAUACGCCAGGUUGGGCAGCCAAUCCCAGAGGAAGAACGAUGCACAUCCUCCUUUUUUGGAUAUUCGGGUCUUGAAAUCACAAUUUUAGACUAUGGUCUAUCCCGGGCAAGAGAAAUUAUCGAGUCAGAUGACUCACAACCGAUUGCCUAUGACCUGGAGAGAGACCUGAGCAUCUUCACUAGCGAGCACGCACCACAAUGCAGGGUCUACCGGCAGAUGCGCUCAUUCUUUCUACGGGGUGAUCGGGUGUGUAUGUCACCCCAGAACCACAAGAUCCCAUAUGCCGAAGGUAAUGAUGGCCCAAUCUCAUGGGCUCAGCAUGAGCCGUAUACCAACGUGUUAUGGCUUGCGUACCUAUACGAAUAUAUCGUCUUCAACUUCCAAGGCUCCAGAAAGGAAUUAAAUGCGUUCAAGCGUGUGACGCGGGACUUUUGGACGCAUCUUGAUCCAGCAGCAGACGACAAUAUUCCAGGUUUUGCCAGUGCUAGCGACAUAGUCAUGUUCGCUGUCGAAUCUGGAUGGAUUGAUGAAGAGCAACUGAUGGGCAGCAGGAGCAUGAUCGAAAGGUCGAUAUUGUCAAUUCUAUCAGAUGAUGAGCUUGUCAGGGAUUUUCAAGAUCUAGAUUUUGGUUCACCAUCGCUAAGGAGGUCACCAAGGCGACUUUAG